AUGCCGGGAAAAAGAAUUGCAGUGAUUGGUGCUGGUGUCAGUGGCUUAGGUGCCAUUAAGGUCUGUCUGGAGGAGGGACUGGAGCCCACCUGCUUUGAAGGAAGCGAUGACAUUGGAGGAGUGUGGAGAUAUGAGGAGAAGGCUAAGACUGGCAGGCCAAGUAUCUAUAAAUCUGUCAUCAGCAACAGUUCAAAGGAGAUGACAGCCUACAGUGAUUAUCCUUUCCCUGAUCAUUUUCCCAACUACUUGCCCAAUUCCAAAAUCAUGGAGUACCUCAGGAUGUACGUCCAACACUUUGGCCUUAUGAAGCACAUCCACUUUCUGUCGAAGGUGUGCAGUGUGAGGAAGCGCUCCAACUUCUCUUGCACAGGACAGUGGGACAUUGUGGUUGAGGCUGAAGGGAAGCAGAAAUGCUAUGUCUUUGAUGGCGUUAUGGUGUGUAGUGGCCUUUGUACAGAUCCCUUCUUGCCACUUCAUAAGUUUCCAGGAAUCAAGAGGUUCAAAGGUCAAUACAUCCACAGCAGGGAAUACAAGAGCCCAGAGAAAUUCAGGGGGAAGAAGAUCGUUGUGGUCGGCCUUGGAAAUUCUGGAGUUGAUUUGGCGAUCGAGCUCAGUCAUGUAGCUGCACAGGUGUUUCUCAGCACAAGGCGGGGUGCAUGGAUUUGGAGCCGGGUCUGGGAUUAUGGGAUGCCUAUGGACACUGUUCUCUCCACUCGUUUUAGCACUGUCCUCAACAAAUUUUACCCUUCAUUCUUAAUCAACAGAUUGGGAGAGAAUAGAUUAAACGCUCAAUUUAACCAUGACAUUUAUGGUUUGCUACCUCAACACAGCUUUCUAAGCCAUCGAGUUACUUUCGGUGAUGAUCUACCCAACCGCAUAAUUUCUGGAAGAGUUCUGAUAAAACCAAAUGUUAGAGAGUUCACGGAGACAUCGGCCAUCUUUGAAGAUGGCACAGAAGAGGACCUUGAUGUUGUUGUCUUCGCCACAGGAUAUACUUUCUCUUUCCCCUUUUUGGAAAAUGAUUCAACAGUUCUGGACAGCCAGUGCUCCAUGUUUAAAUUUGUCUUCCCUCCUCAGCUAGAGAAACCAACACUAGCUUUCAUUGGCAUCCUCCAACCACUGGGAGCCACAAUUCCCACAUCAGAACUCCAGAGCCGAUGGGCUGUUCGUGUCUUCAAGGGAUUGAACGAACUACCUUCGAUGAGUGUCAUGAUGGCUGAUGUAAAGAAGAGGGAAAAAAAGUUGGACAAAGAAUUGCUGAGUAAUCCUCAUAAUAAGCUCAGAGUGAAGUAUGUGGAUUACAUGGAUGAAAUUGCCUCUGAAAUAGGAGUGAAACCCCACCUAUUCUCACUCUUCCUGUGGGAUCCAAAGCUGUUUAUGGAAGUUUUCUUUGGACCAUGCACACCUUACCAGUACCGCCUACAGGGUCCAGGGAAGUGGGCUGGGGCCCGGGGAGCCAUCUUGACCCAGAGACAGCAUAUCAUCAAGCCCCUGAGGACUCGUGUCCUCACCUAUAACCAGCCUCUAUACUCGGUGCCAUUUUGGCUUAAAUGUGUCUAUGCAGUUCUCUUCCUCUUUGCUCUCACUUUGGUCAUUGUAAAAGGAUAA
This is a messenger RNA of Diceros bicornis minor, 1608 nucleotides long. RefSeq names its product flavin-containing monooxygenase 5-like. Gene Ontology annotation, molecular function: flavin adenine dinucleotide binding; N,N-dimethylaniline monooxygenase activity; NADP binding. The transcript is spliced from 8 exons. The record is from RefSeq and is a predicted model, not a curated record. Bases 1 to 1608 code for a protein of 535 amino acids. NCBI's taxonomy places the organism in Eukaryota, Metazoa, Chordata, Mammalia, Perissodactyla, Rhinocerotidae.